AGUGCGCCCGGGCUGGGGCCGCGGCCGAGGCCCCUGUGCUUUAGGAGCAUGGAGGGUCCCGUGCUGGCCCUGCUGGGGCUGUGCGUGGCGCUGGGCAGCGCUGGCACAUGGGUCACAGAGUUGGAGAACUUGGACCUCAUCCAGUUUACAGGCCUCUGGUACGAGAUCGCCUUCGCUGCCAAGAGGGGUGUGCACGGCGCCCACAGCAAGGUGGGGAAGACGGGCGGCGUGGCGUUUGAGCUGGAAUUGAACGGCCCGGUCCUGAUCAGGACGUUUUUCGAAGGGGGCCAGUGUAUGACGGAGAAGGACGGGGCUAUGCAGGUGGGCUACUCGGGGAGGUUUGUGAUCCCAAGACUGUCUGGGGACAAGGAGGUGCUCGUGAUGGACACGGACUACAGGACCUUCGCCAUCAUGGAUGUGUCAUCCAUAGAGGAUGUGACUCCGCAUAGGAUCUUGAAGCUGUACACCCGGACCCCGGACAGCAAUGAGUAUGCCCUGGGGAUGUUCCGGCAGCUGGCCCAGAAGAGCGGGCUCCGCAGCACGGACAUCCACCUACUGGAGCGAGACCUGACCUGCGUGAAGCUGCUGCAGCCUGCAAGUACACCAAGCCCCUGAAGCAGGAGGGGAUUUAGCGGAGCUUCUGCUGCCGGACGGUUGCCAAGACCCGCCCCUCCCCCUCCCCCUCCC
Molecule: messenger RNA, 687 nt
Organism: Microcebus murinus (gray mouse lemur)
Lineage: Eukaryota; Metazoa; Chordata; Mammalia; Primates; Cheirogaleidae
Source: RefSeq, a predicted model, not a curated record